AAAUACACGUAUGUGAUAUAUAUAAGUAUGUGUGCCUGCGCCAAAACUGCAAUGAAAUAUUCAACAUAAAUUUAUAUGGCGUAUAUUACCAACAACGUUGCUUAAUAUACGUUAUGUUUGGGCUCUGGAGCAACAACAACAACACGCCAGCAAAACAAGCAACAGGAGCUGCGCUGCCCGGCUCAUUAACGUCGCGGCUGAAAACUAAACUUACGCCAUUCCCAAACACACCAAAAUGAUGCAACUCAUCUGUCCAGUGAUUGGCUGGCUAAUCUGGUUGUUCUUCUACCUACACUGGCAGUUGCAGCUGCUCUGGCGUCGACUUCAUGCGCUGGUAUGCAGAUCAUGUGACUACUGGCAAUGUGACCAGCGUGAGCUAUUCAAGCGCGCGUCGCACGAGCUGGAAAAAUUGCCACAGCACUUGGUGCUAGUCAUAGCGCCAGACGAACGAUAUGUGGACGCAGCGCUGCUUAAAAACAUACUAAGCUAUGCCCUAAACAUAGGUAUUAAAUACUUGAGCAUCUAUGACACGCGUACAGCGCGCACAGGUCAUGUCGAGCUGUCCAAGUUAUGUGAGCCAACCAAGAGUAGAGCCAUGCUCUGGCCACCAAGUAAGCAAAAGGAACAAAACGGUAACUGCAAUGGCACAAGAAAUGGUUACGCCGGCAACGGUCUGCACCCCACACAGCUGCAGGUCUAUCAAAUCGGUCACGACGACUGCCAUGCGCUCAUAGCCGAUGUCUGUCGUGAGCUGUACGAGCAAAGCGCUGAAGCCAAGCAAAAGUUGUUACAGAAGCGUGAGACACUCACCGACGCCAUCAGCGCUGGGCUAAACAAGCGCCUGGAGUUCGCAGUGCCAGAGCCAGAGCUGGGCAUUGUAUUUGCCAAGCAAACAUGCACAUAUGGCUUACUGCCCUGGCACGUACGCUUCACCGAGUUCCAUACGCAUCACAGUGGCCGCUACUUUGGUGCCCGAACCUUUCUUCAGGUGCUCUAUAAAUACGCGCGUUGCGAGCAACGCUGGGGCAAAUAGUCAUAAGCUGUUGCAAUCAUCCAUAGUAUGUCCUAAUUUAUAUGAAAACGAAAAUACUUUAUAUUGUUAAGUGAGUGGAUCGCCAGUAAACGUAAUAACACGCUAGAAAUAUAAGCCAAAAGUGAAAGCAAAGCUCUGUUCGUUUUUCUGGAUUCCAAGUCCCAAACUACAGACUACAGCUCUCAUUUGAAUCGCCACUAGCUUGGGCAGCUUACCUCCGGAUUGGGUACAUCACUUGAAUUACACGCUAACGUCUGCCCGAUAUUAUUUACUAUCCAAAUGUCUUAUGAUUAUAGUUAUUGUAUAAAAUUAAAGCAAAAAUAUAUUUUUUGUUAUUCAAAAGCGAAAAGUAUUUGCGAAACUCAUGUAUGUAGUAGUAUGUGUGUAUAUAAAUUUGAGAUUUGUUGUCUAUAAAUAUUUUGUGUAUGUAAAUUCGCUGGCUUAGGCACUAGUGUUAU
Molecule: messenger RNA, 1491 nt
Organism: Drosophila busckii
Lineage: Eukaryota; Metazoa; Arthropoda; Insecta; Diptera; Drosophilidae
Gene: Tango14
Product: dehydrodolichyl diphosphate synthase complex subunit NUS1
Exons: 3
Coding region: 236-1033 (265 amino acids)
Cellular component (GO): endoplasmic reticulum membrane; dehydrodolichyl diphosphate synthase complex
Molecular function (GO): ditrans,polycis-polyprenyl diphosphate synthase [(2E,6E)-farnesyl diphosphate specific] activity
Source: RefSeq, a predicted model, not a curated record